CUUCGCAGUCUGCUGGCAUUGCAGAUAUUAUGUGGCCAAAUGUGGCACAGCCACGCAAGAAGAUCCAUCACUAAUGCAACUUCGUAUCUUAUUUUCAUCAGUUAGGACUGUUUUUGGCGUUGCUUUGCCAUUCAGGAGACAUUCAAAGCUUGGAUAAUCGCUUGACGCGAGGCCAGUAAGGCAAUUCCAGUGGAUAAGUUCUUCCUAAAACCAUAAUGAACGUUAUUCAGCAUAUAAAAGUAAGGUAUCAUCCUCCUAAUCCUUCAGAUUUAUUUGAUCCCAUACCAUUUCAGACACAAUGCGUUCCUCUGCAAUUGUCUUCGCCGUUGUCGCCGCUUUGACAUCAUCGAUCUCUGCCACGCCCAUCAAUGCGGGGACUGAUCAAUGUCCUUCGUCUUGCACGAGUGACGACCAAUGCUGGGAAUGCUUUUUCGGGCUUUGCAACCAAUUUCACUGCAAAGUGAGUCGUAUUUCUUCUGUCACAUCGAUGCAGUACGGGACGUGCAAAUUGCUAGUGAUUGGUCAAGUUAAUCAACGUGCAUCAAGUCCAAUCAUAGAGUUGGCGUGGAAUUUUGGUUCAACUAGGAAAUGUCUGUAGAUAUAUAUAAGACGUGUUGCUCGAAGGAUACAGAAACAAUACUAUUAAAAGGAAGUCGUUGAUCUGUUGUAAUGUCAGUAACUCUUGCCCCUGCUGAAUAUUGAAUCACCGAAGACAGGCCUGUACUAGGUCCCGAACCGUACAGUUCCCAACUCCAACUUUCGACAUUGAUCAUUUCAACGACGUCCGACAAGAUCUAGAUACGCACUAUGUGGACAGGCUGCGUCACAUGGUAUUUGAGUCUUAGCAGGCGAAGUAUAUGACAAGCACAGGAUCGCCUAUAAUGAUGGUAUGCGCCUGUAGAAUGUAUCGUCAGUGAAGGUUCAUUGGUUCGUUUCGUCUUGGAAGACUCGUGGACGGUUGUAGCAUGUGUGACAAG
Messenger RNA from Suillus discolor, 977 nucleotides. RefSeq lists its product as uncharacterized. The transcript has 3 exons. Bases 299 to 598 code for a protein of 99 amino acids. NCBI's taxonomy places the organism in Eukaryota, Fungi, Basidiomycota, Agaricomycetes, Boletales, Suillaceae. The record is from RefSeq and is a predicted model, not a curated record.